Ziziphus jujuba (common jujube) is the source of this 3075-nucleotide messenger RNA. Its product is annotated as elongation factor 2. The transcript has 4 exons. The record is from RefSeq and is a predicted model, not a curated record. Gene Ontology annotation, biological process: translational elongation. Gene Ontology annotation, molecular function: GTP binding; ribosome binding; translation elongation factor activity. Bases 218 to 2749 code for a protein of 843 amino acids. NCBI's taxonomy places the organism in Eukaryota, Viridiplantae, Streptophyta, Magnoliopsida, Rosales, Rhamnaceae. Gene Ontology annotation, cellular component: ribonucleoprotein complex; cytosol.
AGGGAAAAAGCGAUAUCGUUAAGAAGCGCAUAUACCAUUCAUUCGCCGCACCUUUUAUAUAGAGGAGACCGAGUACGCUACUUUGUUUCUCUCUCUCACUAGGGCGCCUCUCUCUCUCUCUCUUUAUCUCAGUGUCUGCGAUUUUCCAGGUUUUUUUUUGUCCGAGGAGCGUCGUUGAAUAAAUAGUGAUUAUCUGUGACGUCUAAAACUAGUCAAGAUGGUGAAGUUCACAGCUGAAGAGCUUAGACGUAUUAUGGACUUCAAGCAUAACAUCCGUAAUAUGUCUGUUAUUGCGCAUGUCGACCACGGGAAGUCAACCCUCACUGACUCUCUGGUGGCUGCCGCUGGUAUCAUUGCACAAGAAGUUGCUGGUGAUGUCCGGAUGACUGAUACCCGUGCUGAUGAGGCAGAACGUGGCAUCACCAUCAAGUCUACUGGUAUUUCUCUCUACUAUGAGAUGACUGAUGAAGCCUUGAAGAAUUACAAAGGAGAGCGAAAUGGGAAUGAAUACCUUAUCAAUCUCAUCGAUUCCCCCGGGCACGUCGACUUCUCAUCAGAGGUUACAGCUGCUCUUCGUAUCACUGAUGGUGCACUUGUGGUUGUCGACUGUAUUGAAGGUGUAUGUGUCCAAACAGAAACUGUGCUCCGUCAGGCCCUUGGUGAAAGGAUUAGGCCUGUGUUGACUGUUAACAAGAUGGACAGGUGCUUCCUUGAGCUGCAGGUUGAUGGAGAGGAAGCUUACCAAACUUUCCAGAGGGUCAUUGAGAAUGCUAACGUGAUUAUGGCCACAUAUGAAGAUCCUCUCCUCGGUGAUGUUCAGGUCUAUCCUGAGAAGGGAACAGUGGCUUUCUCUGCUGGUUUGCAUGGUUGGGCAUUUACGCUUACCAACUUUGCCAAGAUGUAUGCCUCCAAGUUUGGAGUUGAUGAGUCAAAGAUGAUGGAGCGACUAUGGGGUGAGAACUUCUUUGACCCUGCCACCAAGAAAUGGACCACCAAAAAUACUGGUUCCCCUACCUGCAAACGUGGUUUUGUUCAGUUCUGCUACGAGCCAAUCAAACAGAUUAUCAAUACUUGUAUGAAUGAUCAGAAAGAUAAGCUCUGGCCAAUGCUUCAGAAACUUGGUUGCACCAUGAAGUCUGAAGAGAAAGAUCUGAUGGGCAAGGCAUUGAUGAAGCGUGUGAUGCAGACAUGGCUCCCAGCUAGCAAUGCCCUCUUGGAAAUGAUGAUAUUUCAUCUUCCACCUCCCUCAAAGGCUCAAAAGUAUCGUGUUGAGAACUUGUAUGAAGGUCCUCUUGAUGAUGCUUAUGCCAAUGCUAUCAGGAACUGUGAUCCAGAUGGUCCUCUCAUGCUUUAUGUAUCUAAGAUGAUUCCUGCUUCUGAUAAAGGUAGGUUCUUUGCCUUUGGCCGUGUCUUUUCUGGCAGGGUCUCAACUGGUUUGAAGGUUAGGAUCAUGGGUCCCAACUAUGUGCCUGGAGAGAAGAAAGAUCUGUAUGUCAAGAGUGUACAGAGAACAGUUAUUUGGAUGGGAAAGAGGCAAGAAACAGUGGAAGAUGUUCCCUGUGGUAAUACAGUUGCUAUGGUUGGUUUGGAUCAGUUCAUCACCAAGAAUGCUACUCUCACUAAUGAGAAGGAAGUUGAUGCACACCCAAUCCGUGCUAUGAAGUUCUCUGUCUCACCUGUUGUGCGUGUGGCUGUGCAGUGUAAGGUUGCAUCUGACCUUCCAAAACUUGUUGAAGGCCUUAAACGUUUGGCCAAGUCUGACCCUAUGGUGGUGUGUACCAUUGAGGAAUCUGGAGAGCACAUUGUGGCUGGUGCUGGUGAACUCCACCUUGAGAUCUGUUUGAAGGAUUUGCAGGAAGACUUCAUGGGUGGAGCUGAGAUUAUCAAGUCUGAUCCUGUUGUGUCCUUCCGUGAGACUGUCCUUGAGAAGUCUUGCCGUACCGUGAUGAGCAAGUCUCCUAACAAGCACAAUCGUCUGUACAUGGAAGCCCGACCACUGGAAGAGGGGCUUCCCGAGGCUAUUGAUGAUGGCAAGAUUGGUCCAAGGGAUGAUCCCAAGGUUCGUUCUAAGAUUUUGUCAGAGGAGUUUGGUUGGGACAAGGAUCUUGCCAAGAAAAUCUGGUGUUUUGGCCCUGAGACUACUGGUCCUAACAUGGUGGUUGAUAUGUGUAAGGGAGUUCAAUACCUUAAUGAAAUUAAGGAUUCUGUUGUUGCUGGGUUCCAAUGGGCCUCAAAGGAAGGUGCCUUGGCUGAGGAAAACAUGAGGGCCAUCUGCUUUGAAGUCUGUGAUGUGGUUCUUCACGCUGAUGCGAUCCAUAGAGGUGGUGGUCAGAUCAUUCCAACUGCUAGAAGGGUUAUCUAUGCUUCCCAGCUUACUGCCAAGCCUAGGCUUCUUGAGCCCGUGUACUUGGUUGAAAUCCAAGCUCCAGAGCAGGCACUUGGUGGCAUUUACAGUGUUCUCAAUCAGAAACGUGGUCAUGUCUUUGAGGAAAUGCAGAGGCCUGGUACCCCACUUUAUAACAUCAAGGCAUACCUUCCGGUCAUUGAAUCGUUCGGUUUCUCCAGUACUUUGAGGGCUGCAACCUCUGGACAGGCUUUCCCUCAAUGUGUGUUUGAUCACUGGGAUAUGAUGUCAUCCGAUCCAUUGGAGCCUGGUUCACAGGCUUCUGCUUUGGUUGCAGAUAUCAGGAAGAGGAAGGGCUUGAAGGAACAGCCAACUCCUCUCUCUGAGUUCGAAGAUAAGCUAUAAGUAAUUUCACCACACUUUUCAGGUCAAUUGGAUUUAAAGAUUUGGUGAUAGCGGAGAGAGAAACAAGAGAUUGGGGGGGCACCACCACCGUUUUGUUUUUGUUCCAGUUUUACGUUUUAUGUUUUUACUCGUUAGUUAUUUUUGCAAUAUUUUUAUUAUGUAGCAUUAUCCUUCCAGAAAGUCGAGUCAUGUUUGUCCAGUCUUUUAGGUGCAUGCGUAAAACUAUUAUGACAUUAUUAAGUCUGAUUAUGUUUUGUUUUGUUAUAUGGGGUGUUUUCUAAACAAUCAAACUUUUGAAGUAAUGUCAGGUGCUGCAUUGAUUUUCA